This is a messenger RNA of Esox lucius (northern pike), 2193 nucleotides long. RefSeq names its product ribosomal RNA processing protein 1 homolog A. The transcript is spliced from 12 exons. The coding region runs from base 177 to 1601 and encodes 474 amino acids. The record is from RefSeq and is a predicted model, not a curated record. Gene Ontology annotation, biological process: rRNA processing. Gene Ontology annotation, cellular component: preribosome, large subunit precursor; nucleus; preribosome, small subunit precursor. Lineage: Eukaryota; Metazoa; Chordata; Actinopteri; Esociformes; Esocidae.
CAUGGAAUUGGAUUAUGGGUUCGAGGUAAAGCCGAAGAAAGAGAACCAUUGCCGCCCAGUGGUGAUAUGCAGAAUGCCAACUUCUGACGGUACGUCAUCACCUGGCAAGGAAGAAAAGCACAGAAAGAAAGGUGUCACAGUUAUCCAAAAGUGUUUCCACGUGAGUUAGUGGAAUCAUGACGCCGAUACAAGCACCAGAGAUCCAGUUCGCCCAAAGAUUGGCCUCUAACGAGAUGCCCAUGCGAACAAAGGCUAUCAAGAAGCUACAAAAAUAUAUCACCGUUAGGUCACAAGCCACCGACGGUGGGUUCUCCAGCGAUGAGUUACUCAAGUUAUGGAAGGGCCUCUUUUAUUGUCUGUGGAUGCAGGACAAGUUACUACUUCAGGAGGAGCUGUCAAAUCAGAUCUCUGGUCUCAUUCACUGCUUCCAGAAUGUUCAAACUCAGUUUUUUUUUCUGGAGACUUUCCUGCAGACAAUGAAAAAAGAAUGGACUGGCAUUGACAGACUUCGUAUGGAUAAGUUUUUCCAGCUGGUUCGUUUCAUGUUCCGGAAAACAUUGGAAAUGAUGAAGAGCAAAGAAUGGGAGACCAGUUUGGUGACCAGGUUCCUGGAUGUCCUGACUUCCCAGGUCCUCCACAGUACCAGUGGAGCACCUGCUGGGUUGCAGUUUCACAUAAUGGACCUCUACAUGUCAGAGCUGGCUGCAGUCGGAUCUGCUGAGCUCACAGCAGCUCAGAACCUGACAUUCAUUGACCCGUUCUGCAAAAUAGCAUCCAAGACCAAAGACCGGAUCCUGCUUAAGGCUAUCUGCAGCAGUAUCUUCAGCGUCAUUGUGGACCAAGCUCCUUUCGCCAUUGAAGACCUGAUGAAGGAGGUGAAGGCUUCAGGUGUGGGUGUAGAUGACUCUGACUCAGGACAGGCUUCUGAAGAAGAAGAGGAAGAAAAAGUGAAGACUCUGAAGGGCAAAAAACCUGCAAAGAAAACCGCUCUGAAGCAGUCCAGUGGCACGUUAUCAACAGAUUAUGAUGAGAAUUUGGAUGAAGAGGAAGAUGAAAUGCUUCACCUUGAGAGUGAUUCUGAGUCUGAGAUGCUGGAUGAUAAGGAAGUGGGACCCGUUCUCCAGUUUGACUACUCUGCCUUGGCUGACAGGCUGUUUGGGUUAGCCAGCCGCAGCAACACCUCCAGUCACAACAGACAGAGACUCUACAAAGUCAUCAAGAUUUUCCGUGAUCUCAGUGAAGGAGUCUUCCCACAGGAUGAGUACCCUGAGGAAGUGUCAACUGAUGAGGAUGAUGAUGAAAUGUUUGGCAGCAGGAAAAGGAUGAAGAGAGGAAGAGGCUUUGGGGAGGAAGAUGAGGCGGAAGGGAGCACUCCAGCCAAGAAACAGAGAGGGAAGAAGGCUGCAAAACCAGGAAAGUCUAACCAGGGUGUGGCACCAGACGAGAGCAAAGCAGCAGAGGCCCCCAGUGACACUACCACUAAGAAGAACAGAAAGAAGAUGAAUAUAACUGGGAGAGGUGAAGAGCAGAACAGGGUGUUGAAGGCUGAGGUGGACACAACUCCUGCCACAGCACCACAAACAAAGACAUGUUCUGAGUAAGCUACAGGAGCUCUCCUGAGGUUGGAAAGACCACAGUAAAGACUGAAACUAGCAAGGGCACAGACGCAGUAGAGAAAAUAAAACGAAAGGCUGUCCUGGACGACAAGGCCGCUUCUGUUGGGGGCAUUACCAUUAUGCUACAUGGGCAUUCAAAAUGUUUUAAGUAAUAAAAAAAAAAGGGAUCCCUGGGAUCUUGGCACAAUUACAUCACCUAGCUGACUUCAUUAUAAAUCCACAUCCCUGCUUGCCAAUCAAACAUACUGGAAACCAAAACAAGAUUACAAGGUCCUAGACUGAAAGUCCAUUUCAGAUUUCAACAAAAUGUCAUUUUCUUACCAAAAGGUGAAUGGAACUCUUAUGCAAACAUUUUUCAAUGCAUAAGAGUUGGGCAUUGGUGUCUUGGAGUAGGCUUUCUAAACUGGCAACAAUAAAUUCCUAUAUUUUCUUUCAAACUGAGUUUGUGGCGCCAGUUAAUUUGACAAUGCGGUCUGAUUUCAACCAGAAGGCUGACAGAAGAAUAAACAAUGACUAACCUGAAUAACUAAAACAAGACUGUCUUUAAUUAAACACUCACCCACCCACAAAGAACAUG